Molecule: messenger RNA, 1683 nt
Organism: Rana temporaria (common frog)
Lineage: Eukaryota; Metazoa; Chordata; Amphibia; Anura; Ranidae
Product: olfactory receptor 1020-like
Exons: 6
Coding region: 1-1683 (560 amino acids)
Biological process (GO): sensory perception of smell; G protein-coupled receptor signaling pathway
Cellular component (GO): membrane
Molecular function (GO): olfactory receptor activity; odorant binding; G protein-coupled receptor activity
Source: RefSeq, a predicted model, not a curated record
AUGGUGCUGGUCAGGAAGCUUAGCAGGCGGAUCCGGGAUGCAAGCAGAAGGUCAAGGGCUGGAGAAGGUCACAAGUCCAAGAACAGAACUGCUGUCACAGAGUUCCUGCUUGCUGGGUUAACAGAAAGCCCCAAAUUAAAAUUGGCAUUGUUUGUUUUGUUCUUUACCAUUUACACCAUGACAGUGUUCCAGAAUUCAGCACUUAUAAUACUCAUCAGUUGUGAUAAACAGCUUUAUACUCCUAUGUAUAGUUUCUUACGCCAGUUAUCGUUCAUUGACAUCUGCUACUCUUCAUCUGUCACAAUAAGGAUGCUAAUGGAUUUUGUGUCAGAUGAAAGGUCAAUAUCUUUAGCUGGAUGUGCUAUUCAGAUGGUCACUUAUGCUGGAUUUGGAGGGAGUGAGUGCCUUCUUCUGGCUGCCAUGUCUUAUGACAGAUUUGUAGCCAUUUGCCACCCAUUGACAUACAUAUAUAUCAUUAACAAGCAGAUCCUCAUGAUCCUACUACUACUUUCCUAUGUGGGUGGCUUUCUCAAUGGCUUAAUCCAGACUUGCUUCUCAUUCCUUCAUCUGGAUUUUUGUGAGCAACGACAGUACAUUCAACAUUUUUACUGUGACGUAAUUGCGCUAAUUGAGACUUCUUGUGGUGACACAAGACUUAAUGAAAUAAUCCUCUUCUCUUUUGUAGGCUUUAUUGAGCUUUCUUCUCUGUUUGUAAUCCUGUUGUCUUACUUAUGCAUAAUAAGAUCUGUUUUAAAAAUCCGUUCUUCCAAUGGGCCUAAGAAAGCUUUUUCUACUUGUGCGUCUCAUCUAACAGUUGUAACUUUAUUUUAUGGAACUAUCAUAUUUAUGUACCUUAGACCUUCAUCUGACUACAGUCCAGAGCAAGACAAAGUUAUUGCUGUGUUUUACACUGUAAUUAUUCCUUUCCUUAACCCAUUAAUAUACAGUCUAAGGAAUCGUGACAUAAAGGCUUCUGUAAAAAAAGUUUGGGGUUUACUUCAUUCAGAAAAUGGAAAAGCCAAUGAUGAAGACUACGACUUCCUUCUUGCCCAAGACUGCCUUCUCCUGCACCAUUCAUGGAGACCACUGCCCUCGCAGACCACCAUCAGCAGACUAGGAAGAACAUCGGGUGCUUGUAAGGGUGCCAAUAGUUGCAGGUACGCCCUGGAGAUAAACCCCUUCUUCUCAGUGUCGUCAAAGACCGAACCCAAGAAGCGGGAGACAACUGCCCCUUUAGUGGACAGACCUACCCCAAACACAUCUCCGGCAACCUACCAUCAUGCCCAAGUCUCAGAGAUCCCCUCUGAGAAUGAAGAUCAAGAGGUGUCGACAGGGUUUGACUUUUGCCUGGUUGAGCCUUUUGCUCGAUCAGUAAAGGAAGCAAUUGGCGGUGAAGAGGAUAAGGAGGAACCUCAAAAGUUUCGGAAAUAUUUCCCAGAAUUAAAGAGGGAACCCAAAUGCUUUCCCUUUAUCAACAAACUGGAAGAUCUCAUAAAGGAUGAAUGGGAAAGGUCCGAUAAGCGGCCUAGUCUUAGUAAUCAGCUGGCCAAGAUGUACCCCUUAAAAGAGUCCAAGGUCGAUGCCCUGAUUAACGCACCCGUCGUCGACUCAUCCUUAAUGCGCCUGGCCAGACACAUCACUCUACCGUUCGAGGACGCAGUUACCUUUUCGGGACGUACUUGA